This is a messenger RNA of Chrysemys picta bellii (western painted turtle), 3849 nucleotides long. It is a transcript of the gene TMUB2, whose product is annotated as transmembrane and ubiquitin like domain containing 2. The record is from RefSeq and is a predicted model, not a curated record. Lineage: Eukaryota; Metazoa; Chordata; Testudines; Emydidae. Gene Ontology annotation, molecular function: protein binding.
ACACACCUGCUAUUAAUGCCACCUCCCUGCUCGCUCGGUGUCGUUAACACACAGCCCACAAGCGGGGUCUAAUCCCUCCCCACCCAGGUCUGAGAGGCCUCGGUGCUUCCCUUCAGAUAACUCCCCUGGCCGAGGUUUCUGUCUGCAGGUACCUGUCUCCGGCCCACGGAAAUGGGCAGGGGAAAGUCAGGGCUCCAGGAGGGUUAGGAAACAAAGUUCUUCCUCUCUGCACCAUGCGGGCGUCCCACCUGUCUCAGACAGGGCAGCCCUGGGCUUCUGGUCCUGCUGGGCUGGGUGUACGCCAGGUCUUUCAUCAUCUUAGGUUUUUGCAGCAACGUAAGUGGAGACAAGGUCUCGGAUUCAGCACUCCAUGAAAUGGCAGAACGUGCCCUCUCCUUUCCAAGGGUGGUCCACGCGCAGACUGGUGCUUUCUUAGAUGGCACCAACAAUGAUGCUGAGUGUGUGAAUAGCAUAGAUACUUCCCAGAAGCUCUGUCUGAGCUCCUGCAAGAAGCCAAGAGAUGGAGCCCCCUGGCAUGACGCUCAUUGAAGGCUUGGGGGAUGAAGUAACGGUGGUGACUGGCGUGGUGGUUCUUGUCCUGGCUCUGGUUCUGGCGUGGCUUUCCACGUACGUAGCAGAUGGCAGCAACCAGCUUUUGGGAACUAUUGUAGCGACGGGCGAAUCCUCGGUGAUCCAUCUCAGCCACGUCGAACGGUAUGUGGGGAAUUCAGUAACCUCAGAGCCUACUGAGCCCCCGGGGUCGGCUGAUAGUGCAGAAGAAAAGGCUGAAGAGGAAGGGGGUGCUGCAUCCAACUUGGGCCCUGCAGUUGAGCAAGGGGGCAAUGGUAGCACCUCUGACUCCAGCCUUGACCAUCUGCUGAACAUACAAAGCUUGCCCAAAAGGACAUCCUCCAGCGAGUCCAGUGCCCUAGAACAGCCGGGUCAAGAGAGCCAAGGAACCUCGCAAAUGUCACACAUCCGGGAGGAGAGUGAACCAUGCUCCGGGCUCAUCAAAGUGCGUCUCAAGUUCCUCAAUGACACCGAAGAGGUGGCCAUGGUGAGACCGGAGGACACCGUGGGUGUUCUCAAGAGCAAACAUUUCCCAGGACAAGAAAAUCAGAUGAAGUUUAUCUAUCAGGGCCAGCUACUCCAGGACCAGGCACGGACCCUCCGCUCCCUCAAUAUCAUGGACAACUGUGUGAUCCAUUGCCACCUGUCGCAGACCGCCGGCUCCCCCCUUCCCGACUCCGUGGUCACCCCAGCAGAAGCAGCAGGGGUCACGGUGAACAUAGGGAAUCUAAUGCUCCCUGUUUUCGUGGUGAUGCUGGCUGUGAUCUGGUACUGCCGCCUCAACUACCGCCAAUUCUUCACUGCGCCGGCCACGGUCUCCUUGGUUGGGGUGACGGUCUUCUUCAGCUUCCUGGUUUUUGGGAUGUACGGACGAUAAGAGGCAAAGUUGGAGGGGUAGAUUGGAACCCAGCAUUUGUUUUAUAGCUUGUUUUAAAUGUGCUGUGACAAACGGUGUUAGGGAAACUGGCUGGGGGCCCAGGGAACCCCGUGCCGGCUCAAAUACUAGAGAACCUUCUGUAUCCAGCAAUGUGGAAGAGAGACCCCUAGAUUCACUGUUCGUUUCCUCACCUUGCUGCUGUUUAAUGAGACUUUGUUCCUCCAUAGAAGGGGACCGCUUUGCCGGGUGCUGCUUGCGUGCUCUAACCGACCUGUGUCACUUAUGUCAUGAGACGAAUCCUCACUCCCAAGGCGCUGCUGCAACUCCUCUCAGGUAGAGAUGAGGAAAGGGACCUUCUGUCGCUUGUCUCAUGAACAUCUUUCAAAUAGCCUCAGCAUAUGUACUCUGAGCUUGGCUCAGCUGCGGGAAGGAGUCCUCUAAAAAGAGCCACUUUCUAGCCUGGCAGAAAGCAACUCUGGCUUCAUGGUUUGUCCUCUCUGCUGUAGGUGAAUGGGCCCUGUUAGAAUGCAGCUGCUGUAGGUGUGCAUGCUCAGGCUUGCUUUAGGAUAGGCCAAACUCCCAAGAACGGACUCCGUGGGGAUGAGACAGCAUGUUGCCCUGCAUGGUACUUCUCUGUCACUUUGCCACUCCUGCAAGAGGCUAGGGGCUGGCUCGCUCAGCACGUGAGUGCAGCGUGUGUGCACUCCACGAGGGCCUAAGCCCUAAAAGCCCCUUUCAGGGGUAUAGGGCUGUCCGGCACCUCCUCCCUGCUUGAGCAGGCUUGCUUUGUAUUGAACGUGCUAAUUCUAAAGACCAAAUAUUCUCACUGGCACCUGGUGCAAAGGGGAGGGAACUAUUUUUGAAGGAAUUCUUUUUAAAUAGAAGGUUGCAACUUCUGCUGAGUGCUCUUCCCCACCGGGGGGGAGGAGUCUAGACUUGUGCCUAUCCCAGACAUUUUGAGACAAAUGUUUAACUUUCUUUAGAGCACUUUCCUCCCCGCCCUUGUUUUCUAGGAAUGCAUUUCUAAAGACAGGCCCUACAGUGGAUUUUGUUGAAAGUCAGAUAAUGAACCUGUUGAAAGUUGCCCCUGGUGGUUGAAGGCUGAUUUUUAUUUUGCACGGGGGCAGAAGAGAAACUGCCUGCACGCACAGGAGUGCGAGAAGUAUGAACGUGUAAGGAACUCAAAGCUCUGAGAAGCAGUAGGGGGAAGUAGGCCUACAGGAGCCAUGCAGCUGAGGCCUUGCCUACAGCGGGAACUUGACCAGAAUAGCUAAACCUGAAUAAGCUAUUCUGAAAUAGCUCCCCCCUGUGAACACUUCUAGGACAAGUCUAUGCUACUGCACUGCAUUGGCACAGCAGCACAUCUGGAGAAGACACGCUAUGCCAACAGGACAGCGUUCUCCCAUCAGCAUAAUUACUCAGUCACCGCGAGAAACAGAAGCUACAUCUCCCACCAACAGCGUGCGGGGUGGAGAGUGCUUAAGUUAAUGUAACUCAUGUUGCUUUGGGGGUUCGGGGGGGGAGGAGGUAUCUUUUUCACACCCUUGAGCGAUUUAAGUUACAUUGACUUACAGCUUUAGUGUAGACCAGUCUCUCAAAUGUCUUUAAUUCCAGAAUUACUGUUUUGUGAGGGGAAUGAUUAUUCCAGAACAGAGUAUCCAGCUGGAGGGUUAUUCCAGGGAGUUCAGUUUCUCCCCUAGACAAGGGCUGAGAGAAGGGGUGCCCCGUAAGCAGCACCCCUUCCCCCCAAAACACAUUGGGCACAAUUGAACAGGGAGGAAAGUGCUUAUGUUCUGCUUCCUGAGUGAGAAUUAGCCAUAUUAGCAUAAUCAGAUUCCCAGCAGGGCUUUUACCAGGAUAACAAUCUUGGUACAAAACCCACACCCUUACCUGAAGUAGUUCUACUAGUGCAAAAAGCCUUUAGGGCAGGCCUCCAUCCUUGUGCGAUGGUCACAGGCGGGAGAUUGGCUUCUGCUCGAAAAAUCACAAGCAGCCAGUCUCUCAGGUCUCAGUGCAUGACGAAAGGGUACAGUUGCAUUCUUUCCCCCCUGACUGUCCCUUCCAGUCCAGUUUGUGUGGCAGCUUCCACCUCUUGCAGCCAAACUCUCAUGCAGAAUAACAGGUAGAGAAACUCUUGGGGGAGUGGCUUGAAUUAAAAAAAACAAACCCCACAGCUCUUAUAACCAUUACCACUUCCCCCCGCAGCUGUAGUUCUAGUCAGAAGGGGAGACAGCUGCACGUUAAUGACAUGAUACAGACAAGAGGCUUUGAUACCAAGUCAAGAUGCAUUUUAUUUACAGGGGCAGCCACAAUCCACUAAUGGGAAUACACAGAUUUUACAAAGUUGGAACUACCUGUACAGGAUGGAUUACAUAUGCAAAAAUAAAAAUUUCAAGACCACA